This is a messenger RNA of Vitrella brassicaformis, 865 nucleotides long. NCBI's taxonomy places the organism in Eukaryota, Vitrellaceae. The record is from the annotation of a GenBank genome assembly.
CACCCAUUCAUUCAUUCAUUCAAUCAGUCCAGUCAUGCAUUAAUGCACCUGCAAUGGGUUUGUGUAAGUGAUGCACCUGUCUGGUUGGCUGUUUCUCUCUCUCUCUCUCUCUCUGUUUGUCAAGGCACACACACGGUCAUCCACUCAACGGGCACACAAACACAGACACUCACAUGCGUCCUCACACAAACACAGACACUCACAUGCGUCCUCCCCCCCCCACACGCGCGCGCGCGAGAAGGGCAGGAUAACGAUAAACACACAGGCAGCCACAGUCACUCAGACGCACUAACACCAACACUCACACACACAGAGACACACAGACAGGGGUACCAGCAGUGCGCCGGCAGAUCAGCUACACUAAGAUGACAGGCAGAGAGUCAGACAGACAGACAGACAGACAGGCAGGCAGGGGCGCAGAGGACGGCACAAAUAAAUGGGAGCGGCCCAUUUAUCUCAGUACAGCACGAUAGAGGGAAACGCACAUCUCCUUCCCUCCCUCCCUGACUACUGCACCACACUCAGCACCUCUACCUCGUCAGCCACGAACUCAAGCGACCCACCCAAGAGAGCAUCGCUGUCAUCCCUCACUCCCGUGUAGCCCUCAGGCUCGUUGUCGCUGUGAGUCCACUGAUAGAAGCUGCGGAUGUCGGCAGCAGGCGGGCCAUCGUCAGUGCGGCCGGCACCCACGAUGAUAUUUCCACCGAUUGCCAUAUUCCCGCCCUCCACACUCCCCUUCCUCCCCGCCACAUGCACAUACUGCCUUUCUCGUGGUAUCUCGAUCUUGGUCGGUCUGGGGAAGUGGCCGGCCAGUGAGAAGUGCCACACAUCACAGAAGUACUCGUGCGAGCUGGUCGGGUCCUCG